Ilex paraguariensis (yerba mate) is the source of this 1695-nucleotide messenger RNA. Lineage: Eukaryota; Viridiplantae; Streptophyta; Magnoliopsida; Aquifoliales; Aquifoliaceae. The record is from the annotation of a GenBank genome assembly.
AUGGAUGCCGCAACGAGCUCUCGGUUUCUUCCACAAAUGAAGCUUGACGGAUCUGAUCUCCGCUGUUUGAAUCGUAAUUCUUCAAGUUUCUGCCCUCAGACACGGCAGGCCAUGCCUACCUGCUGUGGUUCAUCAGGGGGAAAACAAUUUCUUGAUAUAGCUACAUGUGAAGGAUCUAUUUCGUGUUUUUACUCGACCGAUAAAGAAAGUAGGGUUCUUGGAGGAUUAGCACAUGAUUUUCCGGUUCAGAAGAGAAACCCAGUUGGGAAAACAUUUUGCUCUGCAGAAGUGUGCACAUACCCCGGGAGUGCUGUUGAAUCUCAUUCACACACUUCAGAGGAAAAGAUAGGAGUGCUGCUUUUGAAUCUUGGAGGACCAGAAACACUUCAUGAUGUUCAGCCAUUUUUGUUCAACUUGUUUGCAGAUCCGGAUAUCAUACGUCUCCCUAGGUUGUUCAGAUUCCUCCAACAACCAUUGGCGCAACUCAUUUCUGUACUCCGGGCUCCCAAAAGUAAGGAAGGGUAUGCUGCCAUUGGAGGUGGUUCGCCUUUGCGAAAAAUAACGGAUGAACAGGCUAAUGCACUUAAAAUGGCAUUGGAAGCCAAGGAAGUCCCUGCAAAUGUCUAUGUUGCCAUGCGGUACUGGCACCCCUUUACUGAGGAAGCUGUUAAGCAGAUUAAAAGGGACAGGGUUACAAAACUUGUAGUGCUGCCUCUCUAUCCGCAAUAUUCCAUCUCUACGACUGGGUCAAGCAUCCGUGUUUUGCAGAGCAUCUUCAGGGAAGAUGCAUAUUUGGCAAGACUACCUGUUUCCAUUAUACAGUCCUGGUAUCAACGAGAAGGUUAUAUCAAUUCUAUGGCUGACUUGAUUGAGAAGGAGUUAAAGAUUUUCUCUAAACCUGAGGAGGCCUUGAUAUUCUUCAGUGCCCAUGGGGUACCAGUCAGUUACGUUGAGGAUGCGGGUGAUCCAUACAGAGAUCAGAUGCAGGAGUGCAUUCACUUGAUAAUGGAAGAAUUGAAAUCAAGAGGAAUAAAAAAUGAUCAUACUCUAGCUUAUCAGAGUCGAGUGGGGCCUGUACAAUGGUUGAAGCCCUACACUGAUGAAGUUCUUGUUGAGCUUGGCCAAAAAGGUGUGAAGAAUCUCCUGGCUGUUCCUGUGAGCUUUGUGAGUGAGCAUAUAGAGACCCUUGAAGAGAUUGAUAUGGAGUACAAGCACUUGGCUCUGGAAUCUGGCAUUGAAAACUGGGGCCGAGUUCCUGCUCUAAAUUGCACCUCUUCAUUCAUCACCGAUCUGGCAAAUGCAGUGAUUGAAGCCCUGCCUUCAGCAGUGGCAAUGUCAUCAUCAAGGACUACAUCUGAAGAAGCCGAACAUGAUCCAUUCGGAUAUGCCAUUAAAAUGUUGUUUGGUUCGAUCUUAGCAUUUGUUUUGCUCUUGUCACCCAAAAUGAUAUUGUCAUUCAGAAAUCAUAUAUUUUGAAGAAGAGAGAAGAUUGAAAUUACACUUGAGAUACUUACUAUAGCUGCGGGGAAUAGGAGUUGAAAUCCUGGAAUGAGAUGGCUGAGGGGUAGGAUGUUGUUGAGGUGUUUAUUGUGUAACUGGGGAAUAGUUUGGAAUAGUGAACUGUUUCUUGACACAUGAUGUACUUCUUAAGCGUCAGAAUGAAAAACUGGGUUCUCCCUCAUGAAUAUAUAUACU